GGCCCCGAGCUGCCCGGACUCGGGCGGCGGGAUGAGCGCGGCGGCGCGGACGCUGCGGGUGCCGGGCCGGCACGGCUACGCGGCCGAGUUCUCCCCGUACCUGCCGGGCCGCGUGGCCUGCGCCGCGGCGCAGCACUACGGCAUCGCGGGCUGUGGAACUCUGCUAAUAUUGGAUCAAGAUGAAUCUGGGCUUAGGGUUUUUAGAAGCUUUGACUGGAGCGAUGGUUUGUUUGACGUGACCUGGAGUGAGAACAAUGAACAUGUCCUGGUCACCUGUAGUGGUGACGGCUCACUCCAGCUCUGGGACACUGCCAAACCCGCAGGGCCACUGCAGGUCUACAAGGAACACACUCAGGAGGUGUAUAGUGUUGAUUGGAGCCAAACCAGAGGUGAACAGCUUAUGGUGUCUGGCUCAUGGGAUCACACUGUCAAACUGUGGGAUCCGACUGUUGGGAAGUCUCUGUGCACCUUUAGAGGCCACGAAAGUGUCAUUUAUAGCACAAUCUGGUCUCCCCACAUCCCUGGUUGCUUUGCUUCAGCCUCAGGUGAUCAGACUCUGAGAAUAUGGGACAUGAAGUCAACAGGAGUCAGAGUUGUGGUUCCAGCACAUCAAGCAGAAAUUUUGAGUUGUGACUGGUGUAAAUACAAUGAGAAUUUGCUGGUGACAGGGGCAGUUGAUUGUAGUUUGAGAGGCUGGGACUUGAGGAAUGUGCGACAACCAGUGUUUGAGCUUCUUGGUCACACCUAUGCUGUUAGGAGAGUGAAAUUUUCACCAUUUUAUGCUUCUGUGCUGGCCUCGUGCUCCUAUGAUUUUACUGUAAGAUUCUGGAACUUUUCCAAGCCUGACCCUCUUCUUGAAACAGUGGAACAUCAUACGGAGUUUACUUGUGGUUUGGAUUUCAGUCUUCAGAGUCCUACUCAGGUGGCUGACUGUGCUUGGGAUGAGACGAUAAAGAUCUAUGAUCCCGUUUGUCUCGCCAUGCCUGCUUGAGGCACCCCACUCCGGUCAGAGACAGCAGAAGAACACCGAAGAACCACUUAACAGGAAAUCAAUUAACUAUUGAUAACAUAGACAUUAGGUUAUCUUCAGAUUUCAAAUUUUAAAAAUUUACCCUGGAAUCAAUUUUGAGGCAGCUGAUAAAGGUGUUGGCUCACUAUUUAAGCCUAGUUCGUAAGCCAUAUCUCUUAAAACCCUAAGGAAUAAUUGAUGUUAUGGUAUAUCUUGUACUAUCUAUUAAAAUGUAACCUCUGUAUUGUAAAAUGGAUUAAAAAAUGGGAGAUCCAUAGA
Molecule: messenger RNA, 1288 nt
Organism: Ceratotherium simum simum (southern white rhinoceros)
Lineage: Eukaryota; Metazoa; Chordata; Mammalia; Perissodactyla; Rhinocerotidae
Gene: PEX7
Product: peroxisomal biogenesis factor 7
Biological process (GO): protein import into peroxisome matrix
Cellular component (GO): cytosol; peroxisomal matrix
Molecular function (GO): protein binding
Source: RefSeq, a predicted model, not a curated record